Messenger RNA from Microthlaspi erraticum, 780 nucleotides. The record is from the annotation of a GenBank genome assembly. NCBI's taxonomy places the organism in Eukaryota, Viridiplantae, Streptophyta, Magnoliopsida, Brassicales, Brassicaceae.
AUGACAUCGAAGAACGCAAUUAAGAUGGAGCCUGAAGAAGUUCAAAUCUCGCCGCCGGCCAAGACUCAGGCGGAUACUGACAACACCUCGAAGAAUUCCAAGAGCCCAAAGACUGAAGGAGUACCCUCGCCAGAAGCCGAAGUCAAGAUUGAUGUCACGCCGUCGGAGAUCGAAGAGGCCGAUACUGAUGACGACUCGUGUGAGAAGGAACCACUCUUGAAGACGACUGAACUUCCAGUCUCCACAGGUGCGAAAUUCGCCAAAACGCACACGCUGAAAGGUUCCAUCAGACAGCCAUUAGUCCCCGUGCUCCACAAUGUCGAAGAAAAACCCACCGACCCGGACGAGCGAGUUCUGAACUUCGCGGCGCGAGCGCACGAGCUCCUGCGAUGGGCGAUAGGAAGCGCCGUCAUCUUCGUCCCAAUAAAAUUCAUCGCGGACGCGCAGAAGAAGGAGGAGGAGAAACCCCUCGGUGUCUAUCACGCAAUCCUCAACGCGUUACAAGGUUUUAACUUUGCUUAUCCGUUCAUCCUUUUCAUAGUGAUUUACGGGUUAUUUCAUCUGGUGGCGGCGUACAUUGCGGACCCUGCUAAGGCGAGGAUAUUAGAGUGGCUUAGCCUCCUUUUUGGAUUCGGCGUCCUCGCGUCUGUCAUAUUCUACGCAGGUGUGUGGGUCUUCGUUUGGAGCAUAAUCACAGCCAUCGUUGUCCUCGGAGCUAUAAAAUUUGUUUUUAUGUGUUGCGCCUGUGCUGGUGAGAAGGAUGAGACAAUAGAUGUCUAA